UCAUUUGCGAUUGAUUGCAUUCAAUUGAAUUCAUUUCGAUGCCAAUUAGCUUGACACAUGUACUCGUACACCGUCUGGGAUUCCGGGUGGGAUGCAAAUCAGAUUGAAUCGAAUCUCUUGGGGGAUAUGCCAUCGAUUGGCGUGACCUUUGGCGACAGUGCGGCAGUGCCAGACUGGUGGGUUAAUAGGAGCCAAACACGUCAGAAACUCUAGUCUAACACUAGGACAUGACAAGGCGUUAAACGGCAUCUAAUUACCAACGAACCGCCAUCACGCAUAUGGGCCAAAAGCGGUAUAAAAGAGCUAUCCGUCACUUUGGUUGAGGUUAGUUGAUUAAAAUCCAACAUGACGCUGGUGUUUUUUCCGUCUCCGAAGCCACAGAAAUCGCUGGCCCGUCGCUAUGCACAGCAGAUAGCACAAUCUGCCUGGCAGUUGGCUCUAAGAUUUGGCAAGCGAACCACGAUUCAUGGCUUGGACAGGCUGCUCGGAGCCCGGGCCAGUCGCUGGGAAAGAUUCGUGUGGCUGUGCACCUUUCUGAGCGCUUUUCUGGGCGCCGUCUAUGUCUGCCUGAUACUCUCGCAGCGCUACAACGAGGGACACUUCCAGACGGUGGUGGACAGUACCCGAUAUCCGGUGUAUCGCAUACCCUUUCCGGUGAUCACCAUCUGCAAUCGGAAUCGCCUCAAUUGGGAUCGCUUGGGCGAGGCGAAGAGCAGGUUCCUGCCGAAUGUUACGGAUUCUAACCAGCUGAACCUCUUCGAACGGAUUGUUAGCACCUACGAUGACAUUCGUUUCGGGCACUUUCAGUCCUUCGAGCGACUGCGGAAUUCGCCCACAGAGCUCCUAAAUCACGUAAACUUCAGUUUGGUGGUGGAUUUUAUGAGCUGGCGCUGUGAUGAGCUCCUGGCCGACUGUCUCUGGCGGCAUUAUGCCUACAAUUGCUGUGAGAUCUUCUCGAAGCGUCGCAGCAAGAAUGGCCUCUGCUGGGCCUUCAACUCCCUGGAGACCGUCGAAGGCAGACGCAUGCAAUUGCUGGAUCCCAUGUGGCCCUGGCGCACAGGUUCCGCCGGUCCCAUGAGCGCCCUGUCCGUGCGCGUGCUCCUGCUGGCGGAUAAACACUGGCCGGGACGGAAGAACGAGAAGGGCAUCGAUGUGAUGGUCACAGAGCCUUUGGUCUGGCACAAGGAUCCCUUUUAUAUACCCGCGAAUACGGAGACCACGCUGGAGAUUGAACCCAUCAUUUAUUUCUAUGAUAAUGAUACGAGGGGAGUGCGUUCCGAUCAGCGACAGUGCGUGUUCGAUGACGAGCAUACGAGCCAGGAUUUCAAGUCGCUGCUGGGCUACGUUUACAUGAUUGAGAAUUGCCAAUCGGAGUGCCAUCAGGAGUACUUAGUGCGCUACUGCAAUUGCACAAUGGACCUGCUCUUUCCACCGGGCCAAUACCGGUCGUGCCGUUCACAGGAUUUACUCUGCCUGGCAGAGCACAAUGACCUACUUCGGUACUCACAUCAGCCCGGGGAGGAGGGCUUUGUGCGCAACAAUUUCGAGGGCAUGGUCUGUAAAUGCUUUCGGAAUUGUUACUCCCUCAACUACAUCAGCGAUGUCCGGCCCGCCUUUCUGCCGCCAGAUGUCUAUGGGAAUUUCUCAUAUGUGGAUUUGGAUGUGCAUUACCGCUUCGAGACCAUAAUGGUGUAUCGCACAAGCCUUGUCUUUGGUUGGGUGGAUCUGAUGGUUAGUUUUGGCGGCAUUGCUGGUCUCUUUCUGGGCUGCUCUUUAAUCAGCGGCAUGGAGUUGGCCUACUUUCUCUGCAUCGAAAUACCCGCCUAUGGCAUCCAAGGACUGCGUCAACGCUGGCGUUCCCAUCGACAAAUGGCCACUGCCAUCGACUCGACUGCCACGCCCACACUUAAUUUCCGCCAGACCAUGCCCAGCCAGCUGAUGGAGCAGUAUAUAAUGCAGCUAAAGACGGAGCAGAGUCAACGGAAAACGCUGAAACAGAAGGCCGGCAAUCUACAGAGCUGGCAACGCCUGACAUUCGCCCAUAAGCAUGUUAUUAGCAAAUGAAUAAUGCUCACGAAUAAAAUGUGUAUUUGUUCAGGAAAUCAUUGGCAAGUGGCAAGAGGCAAGAGUGGCAAAUGGCAAGUGGCAAGUGUUGUGGUGGGGCAG
Molecule: messenger RNA, 2166 nt
Organism: Drosophila miranda
Lineage: Eukaryota; Metazoa; Arthropoda; Insecta; Diptera; Drosophilidae
Product: pickpocket protein 19
Exons: 5
Coding region: 346-2064 (572 amino acids)
Biological process (GO): sodium ion transmembrane transport
Cellular component (GO): membrane
Molecular function (GO): ligand-gated sodium channel activity
Source: RefSeq, a predicted model, not a curated record